Messenger RNA from Didymodactylos carnosus, 1221 nucleotides. The record is from the annotation of a GenBank genome assembly. NCBI's taxonomy places the organism in Eukaryota, Metazoa, Rotifera, Eurotatoria, Philodinida, Philodinidae.
AUGUCGACGUAUAAAUAUUUGUGUUCAAAUGCAGCUCAACACAUCCCGACCGGACACAUGGAUCGACAUGUUCUUGAAAGUGAGGGAGCAGAUAACUAUCUGAUGAAUUUUUAUAUUACAAACUACUCGAGUACAUAUCGAAACCCAAAACAACGGCCAAAGGCAAAUAUCUUGAGCGACAAAUCUUUGACACCGGAGAGCUUAUUAACAGAUAAAAUCAAAUUAGAACGUUCAAAAACCGGCUAUACGAGUAAUGAACGUUAUUAUUUACCCUAUACAAGAACAUUAGACGACUUGGAUAAUCCUGUUUUGGGGCGAAUAUGCGAAGAUAAUUACUUGACAACAACACAAACUCACUUUCAACCUUAUGAACUGAACAGUGGUUUCGAAGAUUUACCACCAAAAACAAUAAAACAAAUAUCAGGCUUUUAUCGUGAAAAAGCUGUUCAUAAUCCAGAUUCAAAAGUACCAUUGAUUCCUGGUAAAGAAGCAACCACUUAUGGCAGCCAGUUUGUUAAGCCAGCUGUAUCAGAGCCCGUAAUAUUAGGUCAAGUAGGGCCAAAGGAACUGUCUGGUUUUGUCAAUAACACAGAAAAAGAACCGAUAACAGGCACAGGCGGUGAACGAUGGUUAUACAAAUCAAGAGCGCUUGGACCGUCUGAAUAUAAAGAAAAAUUUCCACCAUAUGAUUAUUCGAAGGGUGACGAUGACCUUCUGAAUAUUAUUACUCCAAUUACAAAAGUGACGUCUGAUCGCGUAAUCAAAAACAGUGUUUUACCCAAUGAUGAUAUAUUUCCAAGAGAGAAAACGGAAUAUAAUAAAAGUUAUCAAGGAACUCAAUUUCUUCCAGAAAAGAUGGGAAAUAUUGAAAUUGGCAAAAAAGUAUCCACUGGUCCGACGACAAAUGAAAAGGGUCAUGUUCAAACAUUUGAUGAUCCACGACGAUUUAUUACCACGUAUCAGAUCAACCAUCAUUCAAUGAUUCCACAGGGACGAGAUCGAGAAGGGUAUACAGUGGGAGGAGUUCAGAAACCGGUAAAUAGCGGCUACGUAACUGACGUCAAGGUAUGGAAGCCUUUUGAAUGCUUUAAAGAUGAAAGAGAAGAACGUUUUCGAUUAGACCCGUAUCAAGUCAGAAGUCUACGAGCUCGCGAUCUCUUCUUUGACGAUUCAACACAUGAUAAGAAAAAUCGUUUACAAAAACCAUUGGAAACAUUCUAA